Molecule: messenger RNA, 1251 nt
Organism: Phytophthora sojae
Lineage: Eukaryota; Oomycota; Peronosporomycetes; Peronosporales; Peronosporaceae
Exons: 5
Coding region: 1-1251 (416 amino acids)
Source: RefSeq, a predicted model, not a curated record
AUGCCGGGUACGCGCUUCCUCCUCCUGCUGCUUCAUGACACACCGUCCAUGCCUCACUCGUGCGCGCUGGAAGGCUCCUACGCCCCGGUCUGCGCCAAGCUGCGCGCCGAAACCAGCAAUAUCGUCGGCUGCGUGGCCGAAAUGUGCCACGAGCUGGAGACCGCCCCAGUGCUGAGAGGGGCGCGGAGUAAACGAGCGACGCAGCCAUCUCAAGGCCAAGACGCCGGCAAAAGCACUCAGGAAGCAGCAAGAGAUCAGGGCGGAGGAGACUUGGUGGCAGGAGGAACAGGCAUUUCAGUUCAGGUCUCACAUGUGGGGGCCGACGAGGUUGAAACCAGGGAACGAGCCGGACUAAGUGAACACAAGCAGCUUUCUGGAGGAGGCUGCGGCUUGGCGUCGAAGGAUUCGACUGACAACGGAGUGGAGGAUGGAGCUCACACGCGAGAGGGCACGCAGCAAUGCGCGAGGGUGGACAAGCUGGAGAAUGCGAGCGCUUUGUUGAGGCAGGGCCUUUUUCUGAUGGAAAUCGCUCGAGUACUGAUGAACGUGGGGAACCAGAUCCCCACUUCAUAUCGCUGGAUCUGCCAGCUACAUCUCUCGAUACUUCCGAUCUUGGGUAUUCGACUCUCAAGACAAGUGGCGACGUACUUCUCGGUCAAAUCUUCGAAGUCUAUGAUAAGGGCGUGCGCGCUGAUUUCGCGGACAUACCGGAUCUGUGGUCCUGUAGCAAAGCGUACUGUGACGUUUUUGAAAGGCAGCCGUCUGCCGGCUGAAUCAUUCCUUGACAGCGAGUCCAGCAGACUGCUGAAGACGAUGGUCCGGGCAAAUACCCAAGUGAUGCUGUUCGAUAAGGAUAUUGUCGUCCCGAAUGCGUUUGACGAGGACUGGGGGUUUCCGUUGCGUGGUAUUGUCCCGCCUCACGCGGUGAAAGGAGGUGGUGGUGAGAUUCAGCACCUUUUCCUCCCGUUCGAUCUGGUACGGGGAGACGAUGAAAAAGUUUCUGGUGCUCCGUCCAAGCUCAUCUCAUCUGCGAGGAGGUACUUUCACGAUCUGCAGCAACCCGAUUCUCCAAGCGUUGGCUUCAGAGAAACUGGAAGCUGCGGCAAUGGAUCAGAAGCUAUCAUCGACCUCUUGUUCUACGUCAACCGCUUCGCGUUCACCCAGGGUGACAGCAAAGUAUCAUCUCGCAAGCUGUUCACCCGCUACCAGCCUCUCGAAAGCUACUCGUGGAAGCAGAGGAUUGCCCCCUGA